Molecule: messenger RNA, 1446 nt
Organism: Solanum stenotomum
Lineage: Eukaryota; Viridiplantae; Streptophyta; Magnoliopsida; Solanales; Solanaceae
Product: 28 kDa ribonucleoprotein, chloroplastic
Exons: 5
Coding region: 74-928 (284 amino acids)
Cellular component (GO): cytosol
Molecular function (GO): mRNA binding
Source: RefSeq, a predicted model, not a curated record
UAUCCAGUAGUGAACUAUCCCCAACUGCAGCUGCCUUUGAAUUGCCCAUUUACACAACUCUUCCGCUUCAUCAAUGGCGUUACUUCGCUUACUAUGUUCUCCAUCUCUAUUUCCUUCUUCAUCAUCCACUUUGUUUCCCCUUCACCACCAUUCUACAACUCCCAUUUUACUAUCCCCAUCCUCCAUUUCUUUGCGAACUCCUUGUUUCUCCCCAUUAAUCCCCAUCAAAGCUCAAAGACCUUACCUUUACAUAUCCAAUUGCUCUUCGUCUGCCCAAACUCCAGAAACUGCACAAGACCUAGAAGAACAAUUAGAAGAUGAAAGUUUGAAAAGAAGAGUGCUUGCUCAGAAUGCUCCUUGGACCUAUACAGCAAAUGACCUUCGACCUCUAUUUGAGAAAUAUGGCACUGUGGAGGAUAUUGAGGUUGCUAUGUAUAACAAGACAAGAAGCAGGGGUUUGGUCUUUGUCACAAUGGGCUCGCAUGAGGAAGCUAAGGCAGUUCUUGAAAAUCUUGAAGCGUAUGAACUUGAGGGUAGACCUUUGAGACUUGCAUGGGCUAAGCCAAAGACUGAGAAACCUUCUUCUCCACCACCAUCCAAGCCGCUGCCUAUACACAAUCUCUUUGUGGCUAAUUUACAUUUUGAAGCAAGGUCUAACGACCUGCUGGAAUUCUUUAAGGCUAAUGGUGCAAAUGUUGUUUCUGCUGAAGUCAUAUUCAAUGAUAAUCCCAGACGAUCUGCAGGAUAUGGAUUUGUUUCACUUAAUACCAAGGAGGAAGCUGAUGCAGCAUUAUCCUCCUUUGACGGAAAGGAAUUUAUGGGAAGAGCUAUAAGGGUGGCACAGAGUAAAAGGUUUCUUAGAGAAGAGACAAAAAAGGCUAUCCAGUCCCAAGAACUACCAUCUGAAUUGAUCUCUGUGGCAGAAUGAGCUAAUGCUGCUGAAUUUUGGAAGUUAUUCCUCUGAGGAAUAUCACUCUCUUCCGACCAAGGGCUGUCGAUAGAGAAAUGAAAAGUUCAUAGUUUUGGCAGUGGAAGCUGUUGGUAGCAAUAGGAAAAGGGCUAUUUAUAAAUUUGUCUUGACCAUGUAUCAAAUUACAUGAUUAUUCCUUUUAGGAGUUUGUUGCUAAGAAGAAGAAAGUUGUUUUAAAGGCAAGUGAACAUUUUAAGUGUAUGAACGGUACAUUUCUAUAGAAAUCACCUACAUCCAAGCUGUUUGGUGCACAUUACUUUUCAAAUUUGGCCUUUUCUACCUAUCUUGAAUUAGCUUUGGUUUCUGCAAUUACACAUAAUUGUAUUCUUUAUUUUGAGUAAAUUUUUGAGUGUGGGACAACCUUUUUAAGUUUUGACAUUGAUGAAUCUACAAGUAACAUAUAGGUUCACGUGAAUUCAGUCUUUCUGCUCAGACAUUGUAUACAUAUUAAGAAAUCUACCAAAUUUCUCUAUAAA